Ostertagia ostertagi is the source of this 927-nucleotide messenger RNA. The record is from the annotation of a GenBank genome assembly. NCBI's taxonomy places the organism in Eukaryota, Metazoa, Nematoda, Chromadorea, Rhabditida, Trichostrongylidae.
AUGUCAGAAAUGGGCAAUCUCAUCAGCAGUGACGACGAACUACCUCCAAGGCUUAAUGGUACCAAAGAAGGUACUUUCGUAUUCUUCACGAUUGCUGAGCGAUGGCCCAAGACUAUAGCAAAAACAGUGGACCACUUUCACCGUAAGCGGCGGGAUUUGAUAGAUCAAUAUGGACCGGAAGCAGAUGCAGAUGUGAAAGCAGUCAUCGGAGAAUUGUCGGAGCUUCGUUAUCGUAUCUCGACCGAUAAACAAUUAGAAGACAUCAGUGACACGUCAUAUAGCUACGAGAUGUGGAAUAAUUUGCUGGCACGGAUGAGAGCUGAGUAUGGUGCGGAUGAGGUGACGUGGUUCAAAUGCGAUUGGUUGUUCGCGGAAUGCUAUUUGUACAGAAGAAUCGUUGGUUGUACAGCGAAGACCAAAUAUUUGAAGAGUUUUGACUUCUUCAUGGAACAAAAAGUUGAAGGAUUCAAUAGCCACUUAGAACAAAUCCGAGAUGGUAUCAAGUAUGUAUUUGCUGUUGCUGAUAAUUUGUCCAUACAGCAGGAACGUGAGACGUUGGAGGUUUUAUUAAAGACUCAGUCUCCAAUAGAAAGUGCUCGAUCCUUGGAUUCCUACAUUUUAUGCAAUGAUCUUGGAGCAGCUAUUGAAAAGUUUUUCCUGAAACUCAAACCGAAUAAAGCGGGAUCAAGGCAGUUCCACAUUGUACUCGAUAAUGCAGGCCCUGAACUUAUGGGAGAUCUCCUUUUCGCCGAGUAUCUCAUGCAAACGAAACUAGUCGAUAAAACAGUACUACAUGGGAAGGAAUAUCCUUACUUUGUCUCUGACGUAACAGGAGGUGAUUUCGAGUGGACAAUGGCUGAGUUGAAAAAACGCGGAGAUGUAUUCAAAACUAUGUAUGACAAGUUGUCUACAAGGCUGAAGAAGGCG